Molecule: messenger RNA, 3798 nt
Organism: Eucalyptus grandis
Lineage: Eukaryota; Viridiplantae; Streptophyta; Magnoliopsida; Myrtales; Myrtaceae
Product: protein MEI2-like 4
Exons: 14
Coding region: 363-3173 (936 amino acids)
Molecular function (GO): RNA binding
Source: RefSeq, a predicted model, not a curated record
UCCUCCGCUGGAGGAGAUCAUGUGCUCGAAGGCAGCGAAAUGCCGAGGCUGACGUGCAAUGCGGGGAAGGGGAGAGGAAUGGGGAGGAGAUUUUCGGGAGGGGAGGGGUUAGGCUUUGGAGGAUCUUGCACGGCAAAGAUGCCCGAGAGAUUUUGGUGGCUGCUCAGCAUUUCAAUUUCUCUGCCAUGGUUUGUUGAGCGAGUGCGAGGGGAUAUGAUCUGAGGAUGGCCUCCUUUUAGAGUUCCCAAGUCACUGUAGAUUCUAGCUUUCUCCAUGUCGUCUCCAAUGAUGGACUCAAGGGGGGGAUUGUCGAUAUGUCUGUACUUCACUAAAGAUUCAAGUUUUCCCAAUAAGGAACAGACAUGAGGGAGCCAUUUACUUUAUCACUCUCAGAAGAAGUUAUACCAACGAAAUCUCGAACAACCAAGUCUCUGGGCCAUUUUGAAUCUUUCAAAGUGCAUCAGAAAAUUAAUUUCAAGGUGGAUAAGCAUGCAGUAGGGGCAAGAGCAGUCUCUCAAUUUCCAGCUUUGGCAAGACCAAUGGACAACACUCCAGGAUCACAGUCUAAUUUGAAUGCACAACCAGCAUCAUAUGCAGCACCUGACCGUCAUUGCAUUAAUGUGAUGGGAGCCAACCAUGAGAACAGUCUUUUCUCCAGCUCGUUCUCUGAGCUAUUUAGCCGGAAGAUAAUGUUGUCAUCCCACAAUGCACCAUAUGGCCAUUCUGUUGGCACUAUAGCCUCCCACUAUGAGGAAGAGGAGCCAUUUGUUUCUACUGAUGAAGUUGAAGCCCAGACGAUUGGAAAUCUUCUUCCUGAUGACGAUGAGUUGCUUUCUGGAGUAACUGAUGGGCUGGAUUUUGUUCCACCGCCUUCUAGUGAGGAUGUUGAGGAGUUGGAUUUUUUUAGUAAUGUUGGGGGAAUGGAUUUAGAAGACGAGGCUUCCUCUGUUGGACAAAAAUAUUUUGAAUAUCCAGGUGGAAUUUCUCAUGUCCAAUCAGGAGGUAAUGGCUUGGUAGCUGGUGAGCACCCUCAUGGUGAACAUCCUUCGAGAACCUUGUUUGUGAGAAACAUAAGUAGUAAUGUUGAAGAUUCUGAGCUCCAAUCUAUUUUCAAGUCAUAUGGAGAUAUCCGCACCCUUUAUACAGCAUGCAAGCAUCGUGGUUUUGUAAUAAUAUCAUAUUAUGAUAUUAGAGCGGCCCAUAAAGCAAUGCAGGCGCUCCAAGGCAAAGCACUGAGGCGUAGGAAACUUGACAUACAUUAUUCAGUUCCAAAGGAAAACGCUUCGGAGGAAGAUGUCAAUCAGGGCGCAGUUGUGGUAUCGAAUCUUGAUUCUUCUGUUUCAAACAAAGAACUUUGCCAUAUUUUUGGCAGCUAUGGAGAAAUCAAAGAGAUCCGUCAAGCCCAGCAUGGUGGCCAUAACAAAUAUAUUGAAUAUUAUGAUAUUAGAGCGGCAGAGGCAGCUCAUCGUGCCUUGAAUAAGAGUGAGAUUUCCGGAAAGAGGAUUACAGUCGAGACAAGUGGUCCUGGAGAAACGAAAGGUUUGGUCCAACCCCUUCUGAAGGUGGAGCACAAUGAAUAUGACCUCUUUCUUCAGCAGAAUACUCCUCAAAAUCACUCAACUGCUACACUUUCUGGACCUAUUCCAGUGGGGGCACUAAUAUCCAAUGGCAUGGGUAAUGGAGCUGUUUUCGGUAUGCACCCCGUAAUACGGGGCCCACUUCUUGAAAGCACUUUUCACCAUGGUAUUUCUUCUAGUGUUCCAAGUAGCUUGCCCUCUCUGGUGGGAGUUGGAUCAGUUGGCAAACAAUCUAUUCAAUCGCAAGGACAAUUGAAUCUCGAUAUGCGGGCAUCCCCAAAUAUUCAUCCCCAUUCACUUCCAGACUGUCAAGAUGGAUAUAGUGCAGCUCAUUUAGUGCCUCCUACUACUGUCGGUACAAGUGCCAAUUCCAGACCACCAGAAGCAAUCGAUAGCUGGCAAUUAUGCAGGGUUGGAUCCAAUGGACACUCUUUGGACAGCAAUCAAGGUGGUGUUUUUGGGUCUGCUGGUAAUGGAAGCAGCCCUAUCCCUGGGCGUCAUUACACAUGGGGCAACUCCUAUCACCAUCAACCUCCAGGCAUGGGGUGGCCAAACUCGCCAUCAUUUGCUAAUGGAUUAUGUGCUGCCCGUCCUGUGCCAAGGCUGCAUGGUUUUCCCAGGGGACCGUCUCAGAUGCUAAAUGCAGGCAUGCCACGAAAUAUUCACCAUGUUGGAUCAGCACCAGCUGUCAAUUUAACCAUUUGGGAGAGGCAACAAGCCUAUGCUGGGGAAUCUCCUGAGGCUUCUAGUUUUCAUCCGGGAUCUUUGGGGAAUGCAAGAAUGUCUGAUAACUCGCUCACUUCAGUGGAUUUUGUUCCCAAUAAUGUCUUUCCGCCCAGUGGCAACUGCAUGGACCUGCCAAUUCCCCCUAAAAUCAUUGGAUUCCAAUCCCCUCAACAGAGGUGCAUGCUAUUUCCAGGCAGAAGUCAAAUGAUGCCAGUAUUAAAUUCAUUUGAUUUUCCAAAUGAACGGGUUAGAAGCCGUAGAAAUGAAGCUGCUUCUAGUCAAGCUGACAACAAAAGGCAAUUUGAACUUGACAUUGACCGCAUAAUUCGAGGGGAAGACAGCAGGACAACCCUUAUGAUCAAGAAUAUCCCUAACAAGUAUACCUCAAAGAUGCUUUUGGCUGCAAUUGACGAGCGCCUCCGAGGAACUUAUGAUUUCCUUUAUCUACCAAUUGACUUCAAGAACAAGUGCAAUGUGGGAUAUGCUUUUAUCAAUAUGACUGAGCCAGGUCAAAUCGUCACCUUUUAUAAGGCAUUUAACGGGAAAAAAUGGGAAAAGUUCAACAGCGAGAAGGUUGCUUCUCUUGCAUAUGCUCGUAUACAAGGCAAAGCUGCUCUCAUUGCACAUUUCCAAAAUUCAAGCUUGAUGAAUGAGGAUAAACGCUGCCGGCCUAUCCUCUUCAACACUGAAGGGCCCAAUGCUGGUGAUCAGGUUCCCUUUCCGGUGGGUUCUAAUGUCCGUACUAGACCUGGUAGAGCUCGAAGCAGCACUCUUGAGGAGAACCAUCAGGGAAGUCCACCCACAUCGGCGAAUGGAGUGGACUUUUGUAACGGGGACUUGCCUAUAAGUUCCGGAAAAGAUUCUGAUUAAGCAAAGCCAGUUAUCUUUUCAAGGUGCUAACCUCAUAACUGAGUAAGUUAAGGUCACUUCCACCCCGCAACUUUUUACGUGCUGGGGUCAGAUGGAGAAAGAGAAGAAGAAGAAUUGAAAUGUUUAAAAAUAUAUCCGUUCAUUUUAGAAGCCUUGGGAAUUUAGAGAAGAAAGCCAGACAACAUGAGGUGCUUUUUGACUUUUCUUCGGCAUAAUUAGUAACUACAAUGCUCUUGGAGAGCGGGAGAAACAGCAGGUUUGUGGAGCUUCCUAGUUUUGGUGAUGGUCAAUUUUCUUGUGUACAGGAGUUGCCUGAGCAAUGGCGAAAAUUUUGAGGCAGUUUAAGGAGGCUUCUGUGUUCUAACGACACAUCCCCUCCCUUCUUGGAAUUUUUCUUUUUCCUUUAGUUUCAGUCGCACUUGCCUUGUGGCGCUAGAGAAACAUGUAAUUCCUGAGAGAUAAGAGGGUCCCUGAUGGCCCCGUAAAAAAUUUUGAUUUGACUGACCUAAUGAUGGGUGGUCUGCAAUCUGCAUGACCGCAGAGAGAUGUUUGGAUCUGCUUCCGCAAGCUAUGACUACUUUGUGUGGGAGUUCAUCUUGUUAUCUAUCUUCACUUUUGUGGGUGU